AUAUCGAGCUAAGCGCUAUAGCUAGCGAGCUAGGUGAGAUUUUCAUUUCGCCGAAACAAUUGUGAAAGUAUGGCGAUGAAUUACGCUGGAACAAGUUCGGGUACCGGUUCGCGAGUUGAGGACCACAGGAGAAAGUGGGACCGAGAUGAAUAUGAGAAGCUUGCUAAGGAACGUUUGGAUCAGGAGCUUGAAGCUCAGGCAGAGAAAGAGAGGAGGAGAAAAGAACCUGUUGUCAAGCGUGAGCUUCUCAAGCAGCGUGAUUACAAGGUUGACCUUGACUCAAAGCUGGGGAAGUCCCAGGUCAUCACCAAGACAACUCCUUCCUCUCAGAUGGGCGGAUACUACUGUGAUGUUUGUGAUUGUGUUGUUAAAGACUCCAUCAACUUCCUGGAUCACAUAAAUGGCAAAAAACAUCAAAGAAAUUUAGGAAUGUCAAUGAAUGUCGAGAGGUCGUCCUUAGAUCAAGUCAAAAAGCGGUUUGAGAUGAACAAGAAAAAAGUGGAAGAAAAGAAAAAGGACUAUGAUUUUGAAGCCAGGUUACAAGAAUUGAAAGAAGAGGAAGAAAAGCACAAAGCAUAUCAGAGAGAGAAGAGGAAAGAAAGGAAAAGAAGAGCUGAUGAUAGAGGGAUAGAUGGAAUGGAUCCAGACAUGGCAUCUAUGAUGGGUUUUGCUGGAUUUGGGAGUAAUAAAAAGAAAUACUGAAGAACACCUGUAGGACAGACCACAUCCGAUUGAGGAACAUCAAAGAAACAAAGAAAGCAUAACGGUGGCUCCAAGUCCAGUUGUAAGAGUGCAAUCUAUCAUAUUCUUAGUGUUGCAGGAUUGAAAUCGGCUGUGAAAAUCACUGACUUGUUUCAUGGAUUGCUGCACCAAAUUCUAACACUAAACUUGGGCUAAUAUUCUGACCUCUGGUAGUUCAGUCAAGCUAUGGUCAUGCAUGCUAAAAUGUUUGGAAGUCACAGUGUCUGAAGAUUGUUUCACUCAGGUUUCUCACUUAGGUUUGAAAUUCUUAAUGCAUUUAUGUUUAAAAACCGAUUGUAGUUACCAUUGUGCCAAACAUAGGGAUGCCAGGUGGAAUUGAUCAGAGGGAAUGAAAAUCACCUAGAAUAAUAUUUUGUAGACAAAAAUGC
Lytechinus variegatus (green sea urchin) is the source of this 1130-nucleotide messenger RNA. Its product is annotated as zinc finger matrin-type protein 2-like. The record is from RefSeq and is a predicted model, not a curated record. Gene Ontology annotation, cellular component: U4/U6 x U5 tri-snRNP complex; nucleus; spliceosomal complex. The transcript is spliced from 6 exons. Gene Ontology annotation, molecular function: nucleic acid binding; zinc ion binding. Gene Ontology annotation, biological process: mRNA splicing, via spliceosome. NCBI's taxonomy places the organism in Eukaryota, Metazoa, Echinodermata, Echinoidea, Temnopleuroida, Toxopneustidae. The coding region runs from base 70 to 702 and encodes 210 amino acids.